AAAUAUGGCAGAGCGGCUGUGUGAAACUCUGUCCUUUUUCUCGCGUUUUAACCGUCCGUGAACAAAAUGCGACGCAUGAAUGGAUAACUAUAAGUUGUCGGUGGGCUACAUUUUGUUUUGACGCCCGGGGAGGACCGUUAAAGCGCUGUGGUUAACGGUUGCUGCCACCGUGGUCUGCAUGUGACCGAGAGAACAGGGGAGGGGCGGAGAGUCUCGUGUAUUGUACCGUGGAACAGCGAGUUCUCGUUCGCUCAGCAGGCAGCAGAGCCAACAGACACACUAUCAACGACAGAGUGAGAGAGAGAGGACGGUACACACAGCACCGCGACCCGCCGGCGACGAACGUUGCUCCCCGCAUUCGAAGACAGGCGUUGUCGGAACAUCAACGAGGACAAAGUAUACACGUCAUUUCGAACGUUUUUGUCGUGUAAUUUGAAACUAAUUCGAACUCUCGAACGUUGAAGCGUCAGUUAGCCCGAAAGGAAACUAGCCUCACAGCUAACCUGACGGGAGUUCACUCUGCUUUGUUUUCUUCAGAGGUGGUAAGACUACUUCAAUAUUCUACUGGGGCUUAAGUACGAUAGAUUUAAUGCUAUUUCACUUAAAAUAAGUAAAAAAUUAUCACUCUGUCAAUCUACUCAUGUAAAAUCAGUAGAAGUGUUUGUAUAGUACUUCCUUUUAAGUUAUGGCGAUGGGGUGGGGAGUGUAAAAUAUACCCGCAGAUUGUGCAAAAAGUUCAUUUAUCUUAAGUAAGUGUUGUAAUAUAUCCAACAGAAUGAAUGUGUGGAAAGAUUAAGUCUUUGCACGUAUGAAGGGUGGAGUUAUCUUCUAUUUUUGCAGCUACUUUUGUCAGUUUGUACACUCAAGUCAUGGGUGGCUGUGAAGGGGAUUGUUACAAUGAGCCGAAAAUAUGGACUCAGUUAUUGUAAUGAAUACAAUUUGGUGUAACUACAGCGUGCAAAAUUGCUGGAUAGGUUCAUCAAGGAUGUUGUUGUACAUUAUCCUAGGUGUAUUGCCACAUUUUCACUCUAUAAGAUUGAAGUAUGUUUCUGUGUAGACGCCACCAAACCCAAGGAGAAACACUGAUUUUAAGAUCUCUGAAGAGUACAAGUAGUCUGUUGCUGACGUAAGAAUGAGUUUCUCAAUGGUUGUCUUUUUUUUUCAUCCCCAGUCUUUGAUAUGCUGAUGUAGUUGCAGUGAGAGCCUGAAGAGCAAAAGACACAAUCUGCACCAUAGAAGAGAAGAUGAGCACCAAAAGGAAGGCAGAGAGCCACAUAAGGGCAGCAAACAGACCUCGCAUUAUGAAGUCUGGAGACUCCCGGACUGAUUCAGAGCGAGACUCUGGCUUCUCAGGUAGAACCUUGUUAUUACCGCAGCUUUAUGCGCAUGGAUAAUAAUAGUAAUAAUAGUAUCACUUAGUUUAACUCCGCUAACUCUUCUCCCUGGUCUACAGAUGCAAGCUCAGAGCACACAAGCACUGUGGACACCACAGACUCAGAGGAUUCACCUCGCCCUGCUGCACCACAGGGACCGCAGAAGUCUGGCUCAGGGCCUCAGCCUUCCCAGCUAACUGUGGUGGGAGGCUCCUCCUCGAACCUCUCACCCAUGAUCAUCAUGAAUAACGUGGUCCUCAAGCAGGUAAAACUGCUUCUACUCAGCAAAACCUUAGCUGUUGUAGACAAGCUCACUCUCCGCUUUCACACAGGUUCAGCUCUUAACCUUUGAACUUAGGUAAAGGUAUGUGUAGGUCACAGUAAGAAUGUGGUCACAUGUCACUGCCUUUAGGCCUGACUUAAUGUGUCCUCACUUUCCAGGCAGCUCUGACCCAAAAAAGACUGACCAUUCUCACAGGAAUGAGCCUAAGUGCCGACCUGUGAUGUAGUAGAACAUGCUCAAAAAUAAAAGAAUUUUUAAUUAGAUAAUAAAAAAACAAAAAGACUCACGAUAGGAACCAAUUAAACUCAGCGCUAUCAACUGAUCAACAUACAAUACAGGCCAAAAGUUUGGACACACCUCAUUUUUUAUAUGACUAUUUACAUUGUAGAUUAUCAGUGAAGGCAUCAAAACUAUGAAUGAACACAUGUAGAAUUUUGUACUUAUAAAAAAAGUGAAGUAACUGAAAACAUGUUUUAUAUUCUAGUUUCUUAAACCCUGACAAGGCACAACCGUGAAGUAAAAACCAUUUCAGGUGUCUACCUCAUGAAGCUCAUUGAGAGAACACCAAAAGUUUGUAGCACUAUCAAAAAAGCAAAGGGUGGCUACUUUGAGGAAUCUAAAAUGUAAUACAUGUUUUUUCUCGAGCACAUGAUUCCACGUGUUCAUUAAUAGUUUUGAUGCCCUCGGUGAGAAUCUACAAUUUAAAUAGUAAUGAGAAUAAUAAUAAUAGUUUAUUUUAUUUGUACGGCGCUUUUAAAAACACUCAAAGACGCUUUACAUAGUACAUAAAACUCAAGGUAAUAAAACAAAGACAUAAAAACAGUAGAAAUAAAAUGAAUAAAACAGUUAAAUAUUAAAAGCAAUUUUUAAUAAGUGAGUUUUUAAAAGGGAUUUGAAAGUAGUGGGGUCAGGGCAGUAUCUGCUGGAGGGUGGUAGGGAGUUCCAGAGGGUAGGAGCAACUGCAGGUCGGGGAGAUAAGGGAGGGCUUGAUGAUGAAGGGCUUUGUGGGUCAGAAGGAGGGAGGCAAAAUUCUGGACUAUCUGUAGUUUGUUGAGGAGUUUGGAGGGUAGACCGUACAGCAGGCUGUUGCAGUAAUCUAACCUUGAGGUAAUGAAGGCGUGGACCAGGGUUUCUGCCGCAGGGAGGGGGAGAGAUGGGCAAAGACGGGUAAUGUUUAUAUAAAGAAUAAAGAAAAUGCAUUGAAUGAGAAGGUGUGUCCAAACUUUUGGCCUGUACUGUACGUUUACAGAUUUUUUGCUAAAUCUUAUUGGACUCCUAGUGUCAAAAACCCUAAAUAUGAAUAUGUAAAUCUACAUAAACGUUGAAUAUAAAUAUUUCAUCUGAUGAACUGCUUUCUUGCCUUUCAAAAACCCACAGUCAUCUAUCAUGCUCUUUCUUUUAAAAUGUCAUUUCAUCUUGUUGGCCUUUGUUUCAGUAGCGUUGUUGGUUACCUAGUAGGAGUAUCUCAAACUGAGUUAUUUUGUCCUUAUUAAUAAUUAUUUGACACUGGUACUGGCUGCAGUCAAUUUGACCACACAGCGAUAUGGGUCUGCAGUUUGUCUGAAUGAAUGAGCCGCAGGACAUCCCACCCUCCUGCGGGUGGGUUCGACAAACGGAAAUCACCUUAGUGGUAUUUGAGGUAUAGAAGUCAUUUCUGUACCACCAAGGACAGAAGGAGAGAGAAAGGAAGGCGUGCAUGUGUGGGAAAGCGGACAGGGGUGAGUUUUUAUUUUAUUAUGUAAUGUAAUUGUUUGAGAAAAAGCACCAGGAUGCAACCAGAGACCCGAGAUUGGAAAACCAGAGGUCGACCCAUAACAGCUGUCACAUAAACAGAUCAAGAGUGGGCUGAACCUGUCGUCAGUAGACCCAGAUCAGACACCAAGUCCUGAGAGGGGAGUUGGUUAUCAUCCAACAACUGUCAGAUUGCUAUAUUGCCAUGGCAACACUGUGGGUGGUGAUGCUCAAGCUGUUACAGAACAAUGAUUGACAGAGAAAUAAUAUACAGUAUAAAAAAGUGGAUGAUUUGGGUCAUUAGCCUAUUUCUCAUACAUGUGUGUGUUACAUCAAAUAUAAAAUUGUUUGUAAGGAUCAUUUGAACGCAUUUCUGUUUUGUUGAAAUUCAAUCAUCCGACCUGAAUGAACAGCAUAUAUGAUUUUUGGUUGUUUUCUGUGUGUAUGUGUCAUAGUUUGUCGUCAAUUCUCAUUUUUUGAAUCUUUCUUAGUAACAACUCAAUUACAAGUGUUUUCAAAGUACUUAAUUUUAGACUUUUCUGCCUUUGCAGCCUGGAGAUAAUCCUCCAGCUCUGAAGCCCUGGGGAUUCAGUCCCACAGUGGAGGUGGUUCAGCCUGUGGUCCAGCAACCUCAGGUGGUCUUUCUCCAGCCUGUGGUCUCUCGUCAGGCAUCCUCCGCCUCCAAAGACGCCUCCUCCAGACACAGACGCCCUAAGAAGUAUCUUCCGAUCUUGAAAUCCUACCCCAAAAUCGCUCCGUAUCCCGGAGACAGCUCCAGUUCCUCGGGGAGAGGGACCGCCUCCUCAUCUUCCUCCACCACCUCCUCUUCCUCAUCAGAGUCAAAGAGAGGCGGCGGUUCGACCUCCACCCACCGAGAACACUGUCAGAGAGAGAAGCAGCAGAAAAGUUUGAGCGCUUUAUCCAUCAACCCCGUCUCUACCACUCCCAGUCUUCCUUCGAGCCCCAGCCCUCUGUCUCCUCUGCUGCAGAGUCGACUUUCUCUGCACACCGCGGAAAGCAGCGCCAGCAGCAGUCCUGCCAGGGAGAGGCCCUCACCAGCUGUCAGCCAAUGUGAGCUUACCAGCCCCCUGUCUUUUUCUCAAAGCACAGGCUCGACAGCCCAGACUCUGCCCGUUCCCUUUGGGUCUCCCCAAGAGAGCAGCUCGUCAGGAGACAGUGACGCCGAUAACAAGAGGAAACGCUUCUGCAACACGUACAACAUCUUGAGUAAAUCCGGCCUGCUGGACAUCGCGCUACGCACCAAGGAGCUCCACCGGCAGAACCGGCGCACCCAAAGCGACCUGGACCAGUUGAAGGAGCACACGGACCUGUUCCUUCAGGCGGUGUGGAGCGGCGACACCAGCAUCUGUUUGAAACUGCAGACCAGUCUCCAGGAAAUGGACCAAGAGAAAGACAGGGAGAACGCUGCUGAGACCAGCUUGAAGGAAGAUUAGACCGGGACUAGAGCAAGACAAUAAUCCUGUAGACUGAAACGGGAGGGGUACAGGGUGGGGGGUUUGGGACAUGUGGAGACGAGUGGACCGAAAGUAAUGUGCUCCACAAUACACUCACACCCCCAGACUCGACAUUUGCGCACAGAGAGCGAGCUUUGGCCUACAUUUUGGCUGCCGGCCGCCUCAGGGACCCAAUACGUCACGUUAGAGCUCUCAGAUUUGGUGAAGAUCAAGACUUUUCGUUGCCUCUUGUCUUCUGUUUAAAAAAAAAAGUGCACUUGAAGAGUGUAGCUGAUGGCAAGUUGACUGCCAACACGCACAUAUGUUCUGCACUUGUGCGGAUGGAAAUGUUUUAGUCAGCGAUUUGUGUUUGCAGUCCAGAAAACUUUACAGCAAGAGGAGCGAGAAAAACCACUUCACCACUUUCUUUGUCCCUGGGAAAAAAAAGGUGUCUCAUUCGGCCGCUCAAGAUGAUUGACUGAGAGUUAUGUAGUGUAGAAUCCACAGCAAUACUCAAAGAACAACCUUCUGUGGUCAGAGCAAUUUGAGGCAAGCUAAUAAACUGCCAUAUCCCAUAAUUCCUCUUCGGAUAACUGCACCACCAGCAUAUGUAGUUUUUCCACACGGAAACCUCAGCGACUGAGGCAGAGAGGUGCUUUAUGUCUAUACAAACAGACAGGAUGUGAUCAGAGACCCGAGUUUGAUUAAAACCAGAAGUACUGCUCGCUGUUCCGCCACACCGUCUACAGCUCUUCUGUCGAAACUGCAGAAAUAUUCGACUCAACUGCAGUCAAGACCUAAAGCCCUGAGAGAUUUGGAUCGGAGGUAUGAAAGGGAUAAAUAUAAAACUCUUUAUUUUACUGAAUACACAACACAGGCUCUGAAUCGAAAAGCUUGAUGGAAACCCCCGAGGAUGGAAACUUUGAGGUGUGAAACAUCAGUGGACUGCUCAUAUUGGCUUCAGAAUGACUCAACACACGGAGUAAUAAGAUUGACAAUCUCAUAGUUUUUACAUCUUCAUGUCAGGUCUCUAAACUGUGAUAACGAGCUGCAGCUGACAUUCAAAGCGUGCCCAUAAUCGGAGUUAUUAGCGUGCGGCAGUUCCAGUUACGUAAAGCUGAUGAUUAAAACUCUCAUGUCACCGAACGCAUCCAGAGCCUCUCACCAGUCAGCAUCUUUAAAACAGACAAACACGCGCCUUAAGUGUCAUUUUGGUUUCCGGCUGCAUUUCCAGACUCGCUGUGGAAGAUUCGGCUCUUCUUGUUAACGGUUUUUAAGUUCAGCGCUCCCAUCGUGUCGACAGCGGCUGUAGAAGGCAGUUAACUGGCUGGAGGAGGGAAGAAAAAGCUCUUAACAGCCAUUCGGAUGCUUCCCUGGUGUGAUUCCAGCAUAAAAGGGUGCUUCCUUUGGUUCACUGAGACUUGUACGUGCUUUAUAAACUGUUAAUUUUAUAUAUUGUACACAUGGAUGUUAUUUAACAGGUUAAUAUUUUCCAAUCUCAUUUCCAGCUAUUUUAUUUUUCUGUUUAACUUCUAUUCUGACUGCUUUUAUGUGAACCUUUGUGCUACGUCCGUCAUACCGGGUUUCUCGAUGAAGACCGAUAGUUGCGCUUGAGUCCAGAAUCACAGAGGAAGUCUAACAGCUACAACGUCCAAAUUAGGUUGCAGAGUUUUUCGUUGGACUCUUAUAAAUUAUGGCCUUAAUAUCCAAACCAGAUGUACGCUGCAGAGGUUCACCAUUUGCACUAAUAAAAACCUGAGGGUGGCUGUGAUGUAAUCUCUGGGCAGAAUCUGACGGCAGCUAUGGUAGCUCAUUUGCCAACUAAACUUUCUUUUUUUUGUUGUUGUCUAUGUUACAGUACUUGAAGUGCAUUGAGAGGCAUCAUAAGAAAGCUACCAGUGAAUAUGUACUUUUCCUAUUGUACAGCCAUGCAUUACAUCAAUAUUGUCCGAUUAUUUUUGAACCAGCAGUUUCCUCUGUAUAUGCAAUAUGUUUUCGCAUGUUCUGUCACAUUUAAAUAUUAUUUUUUAUCAUGUUAACUUAAAAGGGAUCAUGUGUCGUCUUGUUUUCCACUCACCAACUGAACAGCUCUUUUCUGAAUGAGAUGACGCUAUCACGCUUUCACUAUCUCAGCCUGUCGAAGAGUCCAAAGCACAACGAUCGACUUCCAGUUUAUAUACUGUGUGAGCUGCUCUGUGUGUCAGCAGGUAUGUCAGAGCCGGACAUGUCUUUACUCUGAAAAAAAAAAAAGGACACAGUAGCAGAUCGCGAGUCCGUCUUUUUCAAAAGUCGACUCUUACAGUUUAUCAAAGCAGUUCUGAAAAGCUGGAAUUGGUUGAUAGCGAAGCUCCUGACUUGUGUGAAAAUUUAAUCAGCUUUAAGCUUUAUCGUAAGUAAGCUUGUUGUGUCCUUCAACAACAUUGAACUAAUGUGCAGCCAGACAUGUCUCUGCAGUAAUAAUGAGGUGGAGGCCAUGUCAGGAUAACAUUGUGAAUCUAUCCGCUUUAUCAAGUCAAGGAAUGCUGUUAUCGUUUCACCCUGUCUUCAGAAGACCUCACAUUCAUACACGACUGAGCCUCUUUUUUUCCCCCUUUAUGCUUAAAUAUUUUCCUUUUUUUCCAAAUAUCAGAGGUAGAAAAAUUCUUACAACCUUGUGACACAUCUUACUCUUAUCUUGAAUACAAACAGUAAUAUCAUAACAUACUGUGUCCUUAAUAAAGGUCUUACUAAGACACUCUGAUGAAGACAGCUGAAAUUUUAGAGCGUAGUUUCUCAGUUUCUUUUUCUCUUUCACCUGAACUUUAAACGUCUACAAUCAUCACUGAAGCGAUUAAAACUCUUAGGGACCAGUCUGUCUUUAAUCUGGUGAAGGACACGCAAUGAUACAGAGAAAAGCAAUGAUGUUUUGAGUGAUGGAAGCACAACAGACCUGGUCAUACCCAUCUUUUAAAGAGGUUUUUACUUUGGCACACUUUUUAGCUUCUGUACGGUUCCCAUGAGCUCACUGUAAUCUAAAGUUUGGUUUGUUUACAUGGAUCCACACUGCUGUGUCUCGGAUCCCAUCCAUGUUAUGGACUAAUGACUGAACUGUUUUAAACUGCAAAUCUCUAUAUCGCCGUCAUUAUUACAAACACCCAACAAAAUACUUCAAAAAAAAAGUCGACCGCUUCAUUCCGUACAGUAGGAUAUCUGUGAUUGUGUAACACUGGACUCUCAGUUUUUCACGUAAACGUCGGCAGCUUCGUCUCCUCAGUGCUUUUCAGUCCGCCUUCUGUACUUUCUAAGGAUGAUGAAAAUGUUUGUGAAAUAAGUCGUGAUUGUUCUAUUACCAUGUUUUUAGUCAUGCACCAGCAAUGUGAUCAGUAGCUCAAACAAUUCCUGUCGUAGAAAUCAGGCAAACUGAAUGUAGUCUGGCUUUCUGUCAACUUUUUAAAAACACAUUCUGAACAUGUAAAUAUGAAACUGUUCAAAUCCCCCUGAGACUCACCACUGUGGAGGAUUUACUCAUACAUACAUGAAAUUGAGCUUGUAAUUAAUACUGAUUCUUCAGCUCUGUCAAUCAAAGAACAAUAAACUAUGAUUAAAAGGGUUUUUGUGUGACUUUUAGGGCUUUUUUGUACAGUUAAAGUUGAAGCUUCAUGGCUUGUGUAAUAAAUGUCACUCAAAAGA
Molecule: messenger RNA, 8510 nt
Organism: Xyrichtys novacula (pearly razorfish)
Lineage: Eukaryota; Metazoa; Chordata; Actinopteri; Labriformes; Labridae
Source: the annotation of a GenBank genome assembly